Molecule: messenger RNA, 4043 nt
Organism: Drosophila kikkawai
Lineage: Eukaryota; Metazoa; Arthropoda; Insecta; Diptera; Drosophilidae
Product: probable multidrug resistance-associated protein lethal(2)03659
Biological process (GO): transmembrane transport
Cellular component (GO): membrane
Molecular function (GO): ABC-type transporter activity; ATP hydrolysis activity; ATP binding
Source: RefSeq, a predicted model, not a curated record
AACUAAUAAAUAAAUCAUGCAGGCUAAUAAAUUGCCACAAAAUCCUCGCGAAUCAGCAGGAAUAUUUUCAUCACUGAUGUUUUGCUUUGCCUUGCCCAUUCUCUUCAAGGGCAGAAAGAAAACCCUGGAACCCACGGAUCUCUAUCAGGCUCUGAAAGGACACAAAGCUGAUAGCUUGGGCGAUAAAUUUUUCGAGACCUGGCAGGCUGAAGUCAACUCAUGCCGGAAAAAUCCCAAAAAAGAACCAAGCAUUAUAAAGGUUAUAUUAAAGGUAUUUGGUUGGCAGCUAUUGAUAUCGGGUUUGAUUAUUGCUGUGCUGGAAUUGGGAACGAGAGGCACCUUUCCCCUGCUUCUGGGUGCUUUAAUAGCCGAGUUUACCAAAAAUGGCAAUGGCGAUGGAAUCAAGGCUCAAAUUUAUGGGAUUACCUUGAUCCUAACUACUUUAGCUGGAGUCGUGUUGUUUCAUCCAUUUAUGAUGGGAAUGAUGCACCUGGCCAUGAAAAUGAGAGUGGCCGUAAGUACGGCCAUUUACCGGAAAGCUCUCCGGCUGAGCCGCACUGCUCUGGGAGACACAACCACGGGUCAGGUGGUUAAUCUUUUAUCCAACGAUCUAGGACGCUUCGAUCGGGCCCUAAUUCACUUUCACUUCCUUUGGUUGGGACCGCUGGAGCUGCUCAUAUCCUCGUAUUUCCUCUACCAACAUAUUGGAGUAGCAUCGCUGUACGGCAUUGGAAUAUUAUUGCUCUAUCUGCCAAUUCAGACCUAUCUCAGUCGGCUCACUUCCAAGCUAAGAUUGCAAACGGCUCUGAGAACUGAUCAGCGUGUGAGGAUGAUGAACGAGAUUAUAUCUGGAAUACAGGUGAUAAAGAUGUACACCUGGGAGAAGCCAUUCGGAAGGCUGAUCGGACAGCUGCGCCGCAGUGAGAUGAGCUCCAUUCGCAAGGUGAACUAUAUCAGGGGGACGCUUUUGUCCUUUGAAAUCACUCUGGGAAGAAUUGCGAUAUUUGUGAGCCUCCUUGGAUUCGUCCUAAUGGGCGGCGAAUUGACAGCGGAGAGAGCCUUCUCGGUGACAGCUUUCUACAAUAUCCUGCGGCGCACGGUGAGCAAGUUCUUUCCCAGCGGCAUGUCACAAUUCGCCGAGAUGCUGGUUACCCUGAGGAGAAUCAAGGCUUUUAUGAUGCGCGAUGAAGCGGGCGUUCUGUCCCUCGAGGGCGGUGAAAAAACAAAACAUUUGGAUACAAAUUCAGAUCCUGUUGUGGAAUUGGAGUCCUUUAAAGCGCGCUGGAAUCGAGAGCACAUUGAACCCGUCUUGGAUAAUAUCAACAUCAGUCUAAAACCUCCGCAAUUAGUGGCAGUCAUAGGACCCGUAGGCUCUGGUAAAUCCAGCCUGAUACAAGCCAUUCUGGGAGAACUUCCCCGCGAAUCUGGAAAGCUUAAUGUACGGGGAAAAGUGUCCUAUGCUUCCCAAGAACCCUGGCUCUUCAAUGCCUCCGUUCGCGACAAUAUCCUCUUUGGCUUGCCCAUGGAUAAGCAUCGCUACCGUAAUGUUAUAAGGAAAUGUGCCCUGGAAAGGGACUUUGAACUGCUCCAGGGAGAUCACACUUUGGUGGGUGAACGAGGUGCCUCCCUCUCUGGAGGUCAGAGAGCUAGGAUUAGUCUAGCCAGAGCAGUUUAUCGCCAGGCAGACAUAUAUCUUCUCGAUGAUCCCCUGAGCGCUGUGGAUACCCAUGUCGGUCGUCACCUGUUUGAGGAGUGCAUGCGGGGUUUCCUUCGAGAUAAACUGGUGGUCCUGGUAACCCAUCAACUUCAGUUCCUGGAGCAUGCCGAUCUCAUAGUGAUCAUGGAUAAGGGAAAAGUAACAGCCGUUGGCACCUACGAAGAGAUGCUGAAGAGUGGCCAGGACUUUGCCCAACUUCUGGCUCAGCAAACCCACGAAGAAAACGAAGAUCUUGUACAAGAUCAGGAUAUGGAUGAGGCCAAGGGGGAUAAAUCUAAUUACUCGCGACAAAGCAGCCGUCAGAGUAGAGUUAGUGUCGGCUCUGUGGAUUCUGGCAAGGAUUCUGUAAUCGAGGAUGAGAUGCGACCUGUGCAGGAGGCCCGUUCCACGGGGAAAAUCGGCUUAAGCAUGUAUGGGAAAUAUUUUUCAUCUGGCUCUGGAUGGUUCCUCGUGGUCCUGGUGGCUUUCUUUUGCCUGGGCACCCAACUUCUGGCUUCUGGCGGGGAUUACUUUCUGUCCUACUGGGUGAAGAACAACAACUCCUCUUCAUCGUUGGACAUUUAUAUCUUCAGUGGUAUCAACAUAGCCCUGGUAAUCUUCGCUCUCUUGCGAACCCUUUUGUUCUUCAGCAUGGCCAUGCAUUCCUCAACUCGGUUGCACAACUCGAUGUUCCAUGGCGUAUCCCGGACGGCCCUCUACUUCUUUCACUCAAAUCCAUCGGGAAGGAUUCUAAAUCGUUUUGCCAUGGAUCUGGGACAAGUAGAUGAAGUCCUACCCGCCGUCAUGCUGGAUUGCAUCCAAAUAUUCUUGACAUUCACCGGCGUUAUCUGUGUGCUAUGCAUCACGAAUCCUUGGUAUUUAAUCAACACAACAACGAUGUUCGUGGCCUUUCAUUUCCUGCGGAAGUUCUAUCUGAGCACCUCGCGGGAUGUGAAGAGAUUGGAGGCGGUGGCCAGAUCGCCUAUGUACUCGCACUUUAGCGCCACCUUGAAUGGCCUGCCCACGAUUAGAGCUUUGGGUGCCCAGGAGUUGCUGACAAGGGAAUAUGAUAACUACCAGGAUCUGCACAGCUCGGGAUACUACACCUUUCUCUCCACAAGUCGCGCUUUCGGUUACUAUCUGGAUCUGUUUUGUGUGGCCUAUGUGAUAUCGGUGACCCUGAUGAGCUACUUUAAUCCCCCUUUGGAUAAUCCAGGACAAAUUGGAUUGGCCAUCACUCAAGCUAUGUCCAUGACUGGCAGUGUACAGUGGGGAAUGCGUCAAUCGGCAGAGUUGGAAAACUCAAUGACUUCUGUCGAAAGGGUCCUGGAAUAUAGGGACCUUGAGGCAGAGGGAGAAUUCGAGUCUCCAGAGGACCAAAAACCCCCGAAAAACUGGCCUCAAAAAGGAGAAAUUAAAGCGGAAGAACUUAGUCUGCGAUAUAGCCCGGAUCCCAAAACGGAUAAUGUGUUGAGAUCCCUAAAGUUCGUCAUCCAACCUCGUGAGAAAGUGGGAAUCGUGGGAAGAACGGGUGCAGGCAAAUCCUCCCUUAUAAAUGCCCUAUUCCGACUCUCCUACAACGAUGGAUCCCUGGUGAUAGAUAAUCAAGAUAUAGCCGCAAUCGGUCUCCACGAUCUGCGAAGCAAGAUCUCCAUAAUACCCCAAGAACCGGUACUAUUCUCGGGCACAAUGCGCUAUAAUCUCGAUCCCUUUGAACAGUAUUCCGAUGACAAGUUGUGGGAGGCCCUUGAGGAGGUUCACCUCAAAGAGGAAGUUUCCGAACUACCCACGGGUCUCCAAAGCAUGAUUUCUGAAGGUGGGGCUAACUACAGCGUUGGCCAGCGGCAGUUGGUCUGCCUGGCCCGUGCCAUUCUCCGGGAGAAUCGCAUCCUGGUGAUGGACGAGGCAACGGCAAAUGUGGAUCCGCAAACGGAUGCCUUGAUACAGUCCACUAUUCGAAGGAAAUUCAGGGAUUGCACCGUCCUGACCAUUGCCCAUCGGUUGAAUACAAUCAUAGAUUCUGAUAAGGUAAUGGUUCUAGAUGCGGGCAAUCUGGUGGAGUUUGGUUCUCCCUACGAACUCCUCACGCAGUCCAGGCGGCAGAUCUUUUAUGGAAUGGUCUUGGAGACGGGUCGUUCCAGUUUCGAGCACCUCUUGAAAGUAGCUCAACAGGUUAACGAGACGAAGUUGCGCAGCAAAUCGGAGUGAACGAAAAACAAAGUAAAAACCCUUAAAAAAGAUUUCAAAAAUUAUAAACAACCUAAUUUACAUUUAUAUAUCAAACAUGUAACCAUAUUAAAUAUAAAAAUCUAUUAAAAUUAGUAUAUUUAAGCCUUUUGGAGUAUAA